AUCCCCUCCCCGGUACUCGACGUGCCGUUCCACUCUCGUUACCUCUGGGCUGGCGUCAUGCCUUUCCGCGCAUACCUCUCGAAGAAGAUCAACCCCGCGCACUUGAACCCUGACACUCUCGUUGGCAAAUACGUGCCGAACCUGAUCGCGAAGCCCUUCGAGGUGACCAAGGAGUACGCCCAGCUCAUCUACGACCAGACCCUCUCGCCUCGCCUCGACAAGGUGCUCCGCAAGUGGGAUCAGGACAACUGGGGCUCGCAAGAGCAGCGCCAGAAGCUCGCGUACAUUAUCCUCGUUGAGCUCCUCGCGUAUCAGUACGCGACGAGACCCAAGACAUUCUCUUCGUGCACUGCAAGUUCGAGAGGGUCGUCGAGAGCGGGCCUUCGCUGA
Trametes versicolor FP-101664 SS1 is the source of this 390-nucleotide messenger RNA. RefSeq lists its product as uncharacterized. The transcript has 2 exons. The annotation marks the transcript as partial. Gene Ontology annotation, biological process: long-chain fatty acid biosynthetic process. NCBI's taxonomy places the organism in Eukaryota, Fungi, Basidiomycota, Agaricomycetes, Polyporales, Polyporaceae. Gene Ontology annotation, cellular component: fatty acid synthase complex. The record is from RefSeq and is a predicted model, not a curated record.